CCUCCUAAGGAAUGCAGAAUGCUACAUAUAUAAUUGCAAAGAGUAAACAGAUUACAGAGGGAAAAAUGAGAAUGAGCGCUUCAGGACUACUGCUUUUCCUUUUGUGUGCCAUGCUCACGCACCUUGUAAAGCUCGCCUUCGCGCAGCGAGAUCCCUACGUGCUCCAUUAUUGUUCCAAUACUGGUAAUGUUAGCAGUAACAGUGCCUACAGAAAAAACGUCAAUACCCUCCUUUCCUCCCUCUCUUCUAACAGCCAAAUCGAUUUUGGGUUCUACAAUUUCUCCACAGGAGAAAACUCCGACAGAGUUAACGCAAUUGCACUUUGUAAAGCAGACCUAACGCCGACCAACUGCCGGAGUUGUGUCAAUAUGUCUGCUCUCGAGCUCUUACUUCUGUGUCCAAACCAGAAGGAGGGUAUCAUGUGGUACAUGAAUUGUACAGUACGAUACUCGAACAACUCUAUAUUUGGUGUCAUGCAGUUUAAACCUGUGCGACAUCUUUACAACUCUGUAAAUGUCACGGACCCGAUUGGCACGUUCAACAAGGUGCGAGAGACGUUGCUGGAUAGACUGAGAAGUGAGGCUGCAGCUAGCACUUCGACUCUUCGCAAGUUUGCAACUGGAAAAACGAGCUCCCCAUACUACAAUAUAUAUGCUCUUUUGCAGUGCACUCCCGAUUUGAAUCAGCAGGAAUGCAGCGAUUGCCUAAAUCAGAGCAUCGCAGAAGUUCCAACUUGUUGCGGUCCAGCGCUAGGAGUGAGAGUUCUUACACCCAGCUGCAACUUAAGGUAUGAGAGCAACCAUUUCUAUGGUUCCACUCUCGAGGCGUCGCCGCCAUCGUCAAGUACUCUUCCUCUGCCUGCAGAAGGAAAGGGGAGUAACUCUUCUCGAACUAUCAUUAUAGUCGUGGCGGCUGUUGUUUCUGCGGUGUUAAUCGUUUGCAUCUGCACCUGUAUCUAUUUAAGGAUGAGAAAGCAAAGGAAGAAAGUUGAAAUGGAUGAAAUUAACAGCAGCGCUGAAUCCUUGCAAUUCGACUUCAGCACCAUUAGAGUUGCUACAGACAACUUUUCCGAUGUAAACAAACUUGGGCAAGGUGGAUUUGGUACUGUUUACAAGGGAAAGUUUCCAAAUGGACAAGAAAUAGCUGUGAAAAGGCUUUCUAGGAGUUCGGAACAAGGUGAUCAAGAAUUUAAGAACGAGAUCUUAUUAGUUGCCAAGCUUCGGCACAGGAAUUUAGUAAGGCUCCUAGGUUUCUGCUUUGAAGGAAAUGAAAGGCUUCUUGUCUAUGAGUUUAUGCCGAAUGCAAGCCUUGACCACUUCAUAUUUGGUACGAUUACAUUUUUUCAAGUUGCAUGUAUGUUCCAACACACAUGGAUAUAUAUAUUUAUAUGUAUAUAUAUUUGUCCUAUAACCCCAUAUAUAUGCUUAAUUGAAUGUGUAGAUCCAAGCAAGCGUUUACAUUUGGAUUGGACAAUUCGAUACAAAAUUAUAGUUGGCAUUGCUCGAGGGCUUCAAUAUCUUCACGAAGAUUCUCAAUUUCGCAUUAUUCAUCGUGAUCUCAAAACUAGUAAUGUUUUGUUAGAUGAAAAGAUGAACCCAAAAAUUUCAGAUUUCGGUAUGGCAAGAUUGUUUACACUAGAUCAAACUCAGGCUAAUACAAGGAGAAUUGUUGGGACCUAUGGAUAUAUGGCUCCCGAGUAUGCAAUGCACGGACACUUUUCAGUGAAGUCCGAUGUCUUUAGCUAUGGCGUGUUAGUUUUGGAGAUGGUGUGUGGGCGAAAGAACAAUUAUUUCCAAAAUGGGGAGAAUAUGGAGAAUCUUCUUAGCCAUGCAUGGAAAAACUGGAGAGAAGGAACAGCUUCAAAUCUUAUAGAUUCAACAUUGAGGGUUGGUUCAAUGACCGAAAUAAUGCGAUGCAUCCACAUAGGAUUGCUAUGUGUUCAAGAGAACGUAGCUGAGAGACCGACAAUGGCUUCAGUCCUCCUAAUGCUUACUAGUUACUCUAUGGCUCUGUCCAUUCCCUCACGACCUGCAUUCUUAAUGCAAAGCAUCGUUGAAUCAGACAUGUCGUCAGACCGAUCAUUCCAAGCUUCAGAAAAUGAGGCUUCAAUGACUGAUCCUUAUCCUCGUUAAUCCUUGAUCGAUCAUGCCUUCGGAAAAGAAGAUUGAUCAAUAUUUGUUCAUUUGUAGCUUGUAGUUAUAUGCUACGUACGUUCGUACAAGCUUAAUUGAGAUGUACGUACAUACGUCAAAUAAGAGAUGUAGAUCGAGGCACCUCUGUCGAAGCUUCAACAGAUGCAUGAGGACUCAAUUAUUGUUUUUUAGCUAUAUAUCCUCGUUAGUAUUUUAUAGGAGUUGUAAUUUAGAGCACAACUGAUCAUAUAUUCGACACUUCUAUGAUUUGGAUACUUGAUAUUUCAAAAAAGGCACCUGCACGACGAUUCUGAUCAAUGGUUGUGACCUUUAAUUGCAUGGUUACAAUUAAGCGCGUAAACAUUGUUAGAUCGAUCAAUGCAUUUUAAUGUAGUCGGACAGGCGCAAUAUUCUCUUUGGAGCAGUAAUGGAACAAAC
This is a messenger RNA of Juglans regia (Persian walnut), 2570 nucleotides long. Its product is annotated as putative receptor-like protein kinase At4g00960. NCBI's taxonomy places the organism in Eukaryota, Viridiplantae, Streptophyta, Magnoliopsida, Fagales, Juglandaceae. The record is from RefSeq and is a predicted model, not a curated record. Gene Ontology annotation, biological process: protein phosphorylation. The transcript is spliced from 6 exons. Gene Ontology annotation, molecular function: ATP binding; protein serine/threonine kinase activity. The coding region runs from base 12 to 2132 and encodes 706 amino acids.